This is a messenger RNA of Phaeodactylum tricornutum CCAP 1055/1, 1129 nucleotides long. RefSeq lists its product with no specific name. Gene Ontology annotation, biological process: pyrimidine nucleotide-sugar transmembrane transport. Lineage: Eukaryota; Bacillariophyta; Bacillariophyceae; Surirellales; Neidiaceae. Gene Ontology annotation, molecular function: UDP-galactose transmembrane transporter activity. Gene Ontology annotation, cellular component: Golgi membrane. The record is from RefSeq and is a predicted model, not a curated record. The coding region runs from base 55 to 1074 and encodes 339 amino acids. The transcript has a single exon.
AAUCCCCGCGACCGCGUCAUCAAGUACGCCGCGCUCUUUCUCCUCGUCGCCCAAAUGGUAGGGCUCGUCCUACUCAUGCGCUACUCCCGCACCCAACAUGACGAUACUCAACCGCUCUACUUGGCAUCCACUGCGGUCUUUCUUAUGGAAGUUAUGAAACUCGUUAUUUGUGUCGGUGUCAUUGCCGUCCAGACUAAAUCGGGGGUGCUGCACGAACUCUACACUCACACCAUCGGAUCCCCUUUGGAACUGCUCAAACUGACCGUGCCCUCCUUGCUGUAUACCGUACAGAAUAAUCUACUAUAUCUGGCGCUGACGAACUUGGACGCGGCUACGUACCAAGUGUGCUACCAACUCAAAAUUCUUACCACGGCUCUCUUCAGUGCGCUUCUCUUGCAACGCAAGUUCUCCACCAUGAAGUGGUUGUCGCUGGUUGUUCUUACGAUUGGAGUUGCUAUCGUUCAGCUUUCCGGCAGCGGUGACCAACAUUCGGAACAAGACAGCAAGGCCGCGACUGACGCUGUCGAUGAUACUAAUGGAACCGCGGCGGCCCACACGCGUUGGGUGGGACUCGUGGCCGUACUGUGCGCGGCAUGUACCUCAGGCUUUUCUGGCGUCUACUUUGAAAAAAUCCUUAAAGGAUCCCGGACGUCUCUCUGGAUCCGCAACGUCCAAAUGGGAUUGUCCUCCAUCGUAAUUGCGUACUUGACGGUUUACGUCAAGGAUGCCGAGGCCAUUCGGACGCAAGGUUUCUGGGGCGGCUACAACACUCUCGUGUGGACCGUCGUCACGGUCCAAGCCGUCGGCGGCCUCAUCGUGGCUACCGUCGUCAAGUACGCCGACAACGUACUCAAAGUCUUUGCUACCAGCUUUAGUAUCGUCGUGAGCUGCAUCGUGUCGGCGUUCCUGUUCGACUUUCAUCCGUCCGUAUCCUUUCUCGUCGGCGCGAGCCUGGUGGUCACGGCCACCGUUAUGUACAGCUCACCCGAGACCCGGACACGCAAAACGCGGCGAAGACCCGUUUUACCUAUUCACCAUCGUAAUAAUACUGCAACCACCAAAAGUCGGGUCUAAUCAUUGCUGCUUAAUGAAAAAUUGAAGUUAAGUGGCAUUGCGUGUUAAAUGACAA